Cladophialophora psammophila CBS 110553 is the source of this 1446-nucleotide messenger RNA. RefSeq lists its product as uncharacterized. NCBI's taxonomy places the organism in Eukaryota, Fungi, Ascomycota, Eurotiomycetes, Chaetothyriales, Herpotrichiellaceae. The record is from RefSeq and is a predicted model, not a curated record. Gene Ontology annotation, cellular component: transcription factor TFIIA complex. Gene Ontology annotation, biological process: transcription by RNA polymerase II; transcription initiation at RNA polymerase II promoter. The transcript is spliced from 3 exons. The coding region runs from base 1 to 1446 and encodes 481 amino acids.
AUGUCCAAAACUUCGGUAGGCGAUGUCUAUGCGAAAGUCAUAAAUGAUGUCUGCGAGGCGUCACGGCAAGACUUCGAGGAAGGCGGUGUUGAGCUGGCGACUCUUGAACUGCUGAAAUCGCAUACUGUGCCAAAGAAGAGAUGCACCGGCGAAGACGAAGAUGAGGAAUCCAUUUGCGUUGGCAUGGGACUGCGGGAUUGUCGCAGGGCAGACGGCAGAGCGCUGAGGGCGAGCGUGGGCGAAGGUGGCGGGCGAGGCGGGGAUCGGAAGGUUCUUGAGGGCACCCCCUUCCCUGACUCAUACCCUCUUUUUAUACGCCCUGAACGCCACCGCUGCGCCUGCGCACUACAUCAGCCCACCCACUUGUUCUGCACUAUUCCCCUUUUGGCUUUCGCAACAACGCCCGUCUCUGUUUUAGCGCGGCGCUGUGGUUGGUAUACUGACCAAGUCCCUCUGCAGGAAUGGCAGAAGAAGCUCUCUGGUCUCAAAGUCGCGCAGCUUCCAUGGGAUCCUCCUCCAGUCCCUGUCAUCAAGGAACAGAGCGUCGUUCCCAGCAGCGCGAAGCCGACCCCACAAACUCUCCCGAGCAAUGGAACCACUGUCAGCACUCCACCAUCUCAACAGGCCGCUCCUCCAGCGCCUCAGAUCAAGAGGGAAAAUAGUGCUCCCUCCUUUUCUGCUCAGCAAGCCCCCCCUCCUCCUCAGCCUUACCAGGCUCCCUCAUUCCAACAGGGCCAACCCUUGACAGCUCGCGAUCGAGCGAUCAUGAAUCUUCACCAGAGUUUUGGUCAACGAGCCGGGCCUCAGAUUGCACAACUUCAAUCCGGCAACCCACCUCGUGCACCCAUGCAACAAUCCGCCGCUCCUUCAAGCAACUACAUCAAGCAGGAAGAGUCUAACUCUGGGUUCGCCGACAUUCAGGACUAUACCGCUGACAUCAAAUCUCAACCCCAAGCUGCCGUUAAUGCAAGUCAAACCGAUGGAUCGUGCGAUGCUCGUGAUGGCUGGGAAACCGAAUAUGCUCGACGAAAAGCAUUCGCCGCUGCACAUGGUGGUGAAGGUGAUGGUCUGAUGCGUGCCCAUUUCCAGGCCAAGCAGCAAGAACUCGAAGGUGGUGGUCUUCUGAUGGCACUCGAUGAACGCGAUAUCCCAAACAGAGCCCUAACUCGGAACCUCAAGACUCUUUUCGCAUCGGAGGCCUGCGCCAACAACACAAGCAUCAGUCGUGCACAAGGCGACGCGACAGGUGAUGAUGAUGAUGGGGAUGACGAUGAGGAUGCCAUCAACUCCGAUCUGGACGAUCCUGAUGACCUGGCCGCAAACGAGGAGAAUGGCGAGAAUACGGAUCAGGUCAUGCUGUGCACCUAUGACAAGGUCCAGCGUGUUAAGAAUAAGUGGAAGUGUACCCUUAAAGACGGUAUUUUGCGGGUUGAGGGUAAUGAGUAA